This is a messenger RNA of Rotaria sp. Silwood2, 486 nucleotides long. NCBI's taxonomy places the organism in Eukaryota, Metazoa, Rotifera, Eurotatoria, Philodinida, Philodinidae. The record is from the annotation of a GenBank genome assembly.
AUGAUUAGUGUUUUUUUUUCAUUAGAUUCUGGAAAAUAUAUACAACAUAUUUCACGUCGUGUACUAUGUAAAAUUCAAAAAUUGCAACGUUCUGCACUUUGUUCAAGUGAUGAAGCAUUUCGUGAAAAUACAGAUACUAAAUUAACAAAACAAUGGAAUCAAAUCUUAUCAACAAUUCCAAUUUUAACUGAAAAUGAAAGAAAUUCUAUGCGUUCAAAAGUAUCUAGAGAAGGUAUUCAUGAAAUUUAUCGUCAAACAUCAAAAUAUUAUAAUGAUUAUAUUCAAGUUCGUGAUUUUCGAAAUGCAUUAGAAAAUAAAUAUGGUCAUGAUACGCGAUCACGAAAAGGAAAUGAAAUUAUUUUUACAACUGAACAAUUACUUGAUAGUAGAAUAUCCUGUGAACCAAUCACGUUGUCAAGCAAUUUAAAUCAUCAUGUACAAUGUCCCAUGCAAAAUAAGAGCACGAUAAAUAGCGUGUUCAAUUAA